Lotus japonicus is the source of this 1880-nucleotide messenger RNA. Its product is annotated as histone deacetylase 6. The coding region runs from base 109 to 1515 and encodes 468 amino acids. The transcript has 6 exons. Gene Ontology annotation, molecular function: histone deacetylase activity. Lineage: Eukaryota; Viridiplantae; Streptophyta; Magnoliopsida; Fabales; Fabaceae. The record is from RefSeq and is a predicted model, not a curated record.
UAUAUAAAACCCCCCAAUUCUGACGCAGGGUUUUGUUUGCGCAUUCGAUCUCUCAAAUUCUCGGGCGCUUUGUGUUGUUGUUGCAGAGUGAGAGUGAGCAAGAGCGAAAUGGUUAUGGAGGAGGAGAGAAAGAUAGAGGAAGGUGCUUCCCUUCCAUCGGGACCAGACGCGAAGAAGAAGAGAGUCACCUACUUCUACGAACCAUCGAUCGGCGAUUACUACUACGGCCAAGGCCACCCGAUGAAACCCCACCGGAUGCGUAUGGCCCACAAUCUCAUCGUCCAUUACUCCCUCCACCGCCGCAUGGAGAUCAAUCGCCCCUUCCCCGCCGGCCCUGACGACAUCCGCCGCUUCCACUCCGACGACUACGUCGAGUUUCUUGCCUCUGUCACCCCUGAGACUCUCUCGGAGCCAAUCUUCGCCCGCCAGCUUAAGCGCUUCAACGUUGGUGAGGAUUGUCCUAUUUUUGAUGGUCUUUUCAAUUACUGCCAGGCCUCCGCCGGUGGCUCCCUCGGCGCCGCCGUCAAGCUCAACCGCGGUGAGGCUGACAUUGCUAUCAAUUGGGCUGGGGGCAUGCAUCAUGCUAAGAAGUGUGAAGCUUCUGGCUUCUGUUAUGUCAAUGACAUUGUGCUUGGUAUCCUCGAGCUUCUCAAAGUUCAUAGGCGUGUGCUGUACAUUGACAUAGAUGUUCACCAUGGUGAUGGUGUGGAAGAGGCCUUCUACACAACUGAUAGAGUGAUGACAGUAUCUUUCCAUAAGUUUGGGGACUUUUUCCCCGGCACUGGACACAUCAAGGACAUUGGAGUGGGCUCAGGAAAGCAUUAUGCUCUCAAUGUCCCAUUAAAUGAUGGAAUGGAUGAUGAAAAUUUCCGUGUUCUGUUUCAAGCUGUCAUUCAAAAAGUCAUGGAGGUUUAUCAGCCCGAAGCGGUUGUUCUUCAAUGUGGAGCUGAUUCCUUGUCUGGUGAUAGGUUGGGUUGCUUCAACUUGUCUGUGAAAGGUCAUGCAGAUUGCCUUCGUUUCGUUAAAUCUUUCAAUGUUCCUCUAAUGAUUGUUGGUGGCGGAGGAUAUACGAUUCGGAAUGUGGCUCGUUGUUGGUGUUAUGAGACUGCAGUAGCAGUAGGAGUGGAGCCUGAUAACAAGCUGCCUUACAAUGAAUACUAUGAGUAUUUUGGCCCAGAUUAUACUCUCCAUGUUGAUCCAAGCAACAUGGAGAACCUAAACACACCCAAGGAUUUGGAAAGAAUAAGGAACACUUUACUAGAACAGAUUUCCCGACUUCCCCAUGCUCCCAGUGCACCUUUUCAGACAACACCAUCAACCACAGAAGUGCCAGAGGAGGAGGAAGAGGGCAUGGAUAGAAGACCACAGUGUCGCAAGUGGAAUGGUGAAGAGUAUGAUUCUGAUUUUGAUGAAGAUGAAAAGGAUGACCUCAAGCACUCAAAAUUAACUGACCAUAUGAGGGAUGUUUCAAAUGACAUGGAAGAAGAGAAGCCAGUAGUGCAUCCACCAUCUUGAUGUUGAUGGAACAAUGCCAGUUCCUGCACAAGAUGUUUGUACUUUGUAUUAUGCUAUUUAAACAUGAACUAUUACGUUUAUGAGGGUGGUAAUUAUCGAGUUAAAAGAUAUUAAACAAUUCUCGAGAACGCGAAUAUAAUGUCACUGAUCACCGACGCAGGUGUAACAUAGAGAAACAUGGUUUUGGGCCCAAAUUGCCCCCAAGGUUUUUCAAACGCUCCAGAAUUUAGUUUCUGGAAAAUUAUAAUUUUCAUUAUACUUCUGAAACUUAGUAAUCUGCUGCAAGCUAUGAAAGCUACUUGUAAUUUUUGGGAAGGUUCCCUUUUAUAGAGAGAAAGACUGGGACUUGCAGUUUUUGCCCAUCA